AUGCUGCCUUCAUUUUCUUCUGAUAAUUUUUCUGUUAGUAGCCUAUGCAAAGCCCUAAUGAUUUUAGCUUUGCUUCUUUAUUUGAUCUUCAAUUCCAUUUCCAAUCAAUAUCCCAACUGUCCAUCUACUGAUUUCUUUCCUCUCCCCAAGAAAAGGGCAUUUCCCACGAAAGAAUCUUCAAAAGCAAAUUCUAUUGACUCUCCAACUAAUAUUAGCCACCUUGUUUUUGUACUUCAUGGUUCAGAACGAGCAUGGCAUCACAGAAAGGCAUAUAUCGAAUCAUGGUGGCGACCAAACGUGACGCGGGGCUAUGUAUAUUUAGAUAAAGCUCCAACGGGAGACCUCGUCCCUUGGUCGAAAAAUUCUCCACCUUAUAAGGUCUCUGAGGACCUUACGAAGCUCCUUCGAGAAACUCGGCCUCGUACUCCAGUCAUCAUUCGAAUGGUGCAUGGAAUAAUGGAGGUGUUUAGACAGGAAAAUGGAAACCUCAGAUGGCUAGUAAUGGGAGACGAUGAUUCCAUAUUUUUUCUUGAUAAUAUUGUUGAUGUUCUUGCAAAGUUAGAUCAUACAAAAUAUUACUACUUAGGUGGGCAGUCUGAGUUUAUUUUGUCGAAUUAUUGGUACUCAUUUAGCCAAGGUUUUGGUGGAGGUGGAUUCAUGUUGAGUGCCCCUUUGGCAAAGGCACUGGCUAAAGACACUGAAAAUUGUCUCAAGAGACAUUCCCAUUUGAAAUCUGCUGAUCAAAUCACAAUGGCCUGCAUUGCUGAUAUUGGGGUCAACUUGUCACCCCACAAAGGACUACACCAGAUUGAUUUGCGGGGUGAUAUAUCUGGUUUCUUGUCGUCUCACCCAAAAUCCCCUAUACUGUCAGUUCACCAUUUUGACAUGGUGGAACCAAUAUUUCCCUCCAAGGACCGCUUUGAAUCCACGCGCCACCUUUUGAGGGCGGCGAACGUCGACCAAUCUCGAAUGAUGCAGCAAACUAUAUGCUAUCACAGGCAAAUAAACUGGACUUUUUCGAUUUCUUGGGGCUAUUCUGUACAUAUAUACGAGAGAAUUAUGCCUCGGAGUUAUAUACAGAAUCCUAUAGAAACAUUUAAAAAAUGGAUAGAGAAACAACGCCCUCCAUAUUAUAUGUUCAAUACAAGGCUGCCCUCCAAUGAUCCAUGUGAAGCUCCUCAUGUUUUCUUCUUCGAAUCGAUAGAAAAAACACCGCGGAAUGAGAUAUUUACGAGUUAUUCGCGUGCAUCACGACGAGGUUUUCCUGCUUGUUCAUCGAAUGGCAACCAUACUGCAGAGUUUAUCUCGAAAAUCGGAGUCAUCUCUCCGGCAACAAAGCGCAAAGAGAUGGAUAGAUGUGAAUGUUGUGACAUUGUUCACUUGGAUGGCACAAAGAAAAAACACCGCGGAAUGAGAUAUUUACGAGUUAUUCUCGUGCAUCACAACGAGGUUUUCCUGCUUGUUCACCGAAUGGCAACCAUACUGCAGAGUUUAUCUCGAAAAUCGGAGUCAUCUCUCCAGCAACAAAGCGCAAAGAGAUGGAUAGAUGUGAAUGUUGUGACGUUGUUCACUUGGAUGGCACAAAGGUGUAUUGCAGAGCUGUGUACUGGUUCUUCUGAGAAACCAAGUAUAUCCAUUUAG
Messenger RNA from Fraxinus pennsylvanica, 1641 nucleotides. The record is from the annotation of a GenBank genome assembly. NCBI's taxonomy places the organism in Eukaryota, Viridiplantae, Streptophyta, Magnoliopsida, Lamiales, Oleaceae.